Molecule: messenger RNA, 1019 nt
Organism: Paramormyrops kingsleyae
Lineage: Eukaryota; Metazoa; Chordata; Actinopteri; Osteoglossiformes; Mormyridae
Source: RefSeq, a predicted model, not a curated record
GGUGAGUACACGGUUCUGCGCUAGCGGGCCUCGGUGAUACAUUGUAGUUUCGUGCCGAUCAGACUGACGCUGACUCGGAGCGGCUCUCGCAAAUAGGCAGAAGUGCUUCGGCCAGCUAAAGGACUCACACUGGUUUGCUGGUGAUCAGAAUAAACUGGUAGAGCUACCAGCACCCCCUACAGUGUAUGUGUGGCAACAACAUGUCUGUGCCGCCGCUUGCUGAGGCCGUGACGGUAUCGGGGUUGGAGAAGGAGACCGCUGCGGUGAUCUUCCUCCAUGGGCUUGGAGACACAGGGGAAGGUUGGGCGGAGACCUUGAUGUCGAUCAGGCUGCCAUACAUCAAGUACAUCUGCCCUCAUGCGCCCCUGAUUCCUGUCACCAUCAACAUGAAGACGACGAUGCCUGCCUGGUUUGACCUGAUGGGCCUCAGCCCUGACUCUCCAGAGGACGAGGCUGGCAUCAAGCGAGCAGCAGAGAACAUCAAGGCCAUCAUAGACCACGAGACUAAGAACGGGAUUCCUGCCAAUCGUGUGGUGCUGGGCGGCUUCUCUCAGGGUGGCGCAUUAUCUCUCUACACAGCCCUUACCUGUCAGCAGCAGCUAGCUGGUGUGGUCGCUCUCAGCUGCUGGCUACCACUACACAAGACCUUCCCUCAGGCAGCGAGCGGCAGUGCAAACCGGGAGACGCCCAUCCUGCAGUGCCAUGGGGAGUUGGACCCCAUGAUUCCCAUUGUGUUUGGAGCACAGACUGCAGAAAAGCUCAAGACUAUUGUCUCACAGCAGAAAGUCACCUUCCGCACCUUCCCUGGCCUUCCGCACAGCUCCUCCCCUCAGGAGAUGUCUGCAGUGAAGGCCUUCAUCGAGAAGCAGCUGCCCCGGAUUUGACCUUCUUCAUGCACUGUGAACCUAUACAGUGAUGUCACCUCCGACCUGCCAUUCCCUCACAGGAAACAGCCAUGAGCACCCUGCUAUCCCCCCCCCACCCACACCCACACACACACCCACACUAUACAGAUGUAC